This is a messenger RNA of Letharia columbiana, 420 nucleotides long. RefSeq lists its product as uncharacterized. The record is from RefSeq and is a predicted model, not a curated record. Gene Ontology annotation, biological process: translational initiation. Gene Ontology annotation, cellular component: nucleus. The coding region runs from base 1 to 420 and encodes 139 amino acids. Gene Ontology annotation, molecular function: translation initiation factor activity; RNA binding. Lineage: Eukaryota; Fungi; Ascomycota; Lecanoromycetes; Lecanorales; Parmeliaceae. The transcript is spliced from 2 exons.
AUGGGUCGACCGAAACGCAAAUUGCUAGCGACGGCAGCGGAGACAUCCUCUCCACCAGCGGUCUUGGACCAGGGUCAUAUGAUCGCUUUGGUCAAGAAGGCAGAGGGCAACAACUUGUACUCAGUGGAGCUGCCUUCGGGGAAAGAGCCACUGUUGGCCGAGCUACCGUCUCGCUUCCGUUCACAGAUAUGGAUCAAACGUGGCGGGUAUGUCGUGGUCGACAGCUCCGCAUUUGAUGACAGAGAGAACAAGCUUGGUGGAGAGAUUGUCAACGUGGUGAGAGACGAGAAGCAAUGGCGGAAGCAGGCAUAUUGGCCUCCAGAAUUUGUCAAGAAACCCACCUAUCUCGACGACAGCGAGGAGGAUGAAUCGACCGCAGGCAAAAUGCCACCAGCUGAGGAGUCGGAUUGCGGAGAAUGA